AUGUUUGUAGUUGCAUUCGAACGGUUCGUGCUACAGGUGGCUGGUUCGCGGUUACAUCUAGUACAAAAGAAGGCUGUUAACGGAUCCAUAACAUUUUCAAGUUCAGUUUCGUUAAAAGAUUUAUUAUUCAAGAAAGCAUGGAGCCCACUUCUGACACCACUCGGAUAUAUGUCAUUCGAAACCCUCGAGGGCCGGACAUAA
Messenger RNA from Macrosiphum euphorbiae (potato aphid), 201 nucleotides. Lineage: Eukaryota; Metazoa; Arthropoda; Insecta; Hemiptera; Aphididae. The record is from the annotation of a GenBank genome assembly.